Diplodia corticola is the source of this 714-nucleotide messenger RNA. Its product is annotated as btb poz domain protein. The coding region runs from base 1 to 714 and encodes 237 amino acids. The record is from RefSeq and is a predicted model, not a curated record. NCBI's taxonomy places the organism in Eukaryota, Fungi, Ascomycota, Dothideomycetes, Botryosphaeriales, Botryosphaeriaceae. The transcript has 3 exons. Gene Ontology annotation, molecular function: protein binding.
AUGUCGGUCGACCCUUGUGAUGACCCGAUCGCUCCUCUGCUGGAAGUAGUGCGCAGCCACUUCAACUCUGAGACCUUUUCCGACGUCGACGUGGUCUGCGCCAACGACGACGCGUACAAAUGUCACAGGCUGGUCCUCAGCCAGAGCCCGGUCUUGGCCAAAGCCCUCGAUCCGCAGCUGGGCUUCAAGGAGAGCACGCGAGGCGUCAUCGAGCUCAACAAUGACGAUCCAUCCGCCGUCAAGGCCAUGCUCGAGUUCUUGUACACCUUCGAUUACACCGACCCAAACGGCGCCGACUACUCAAAGAUACUCUUAUUCGACGCCGAAAUGUACGCUCUCGGCGAGAUCUACGCCAUCAGCAGCCUCAAGAAACUCGCCAAGAAGCGGUUCCAGGACAUGUUCGAACGGCCUCUGGACGGCCAUAUUAUAGCCCCAGCCAUUCGAGCCAUCUACGACACCACCCCGGAGACCGAUCGCGGCCUGAGAGAUGUCGUUGUGGCUUCGUGCAAGCCGCGCAUCCGAUCGCUCUUGAAGGAUGACGAUUUCAACGAGAUGAUGGAUAACGUCGGUCCAUUUGGAAAAGACCUUUUACUCUACAAGGAUGACUAUACUUUUAUCCCGGUCGAAGAAUUCCAGCGCCGUCAAAAAAAUGGAACUAGACUUCUGAUGAGGGUCUCUUACUGUAUUACCGAACUACGGCCAGAGUCACGAUGA